Messenger RNA from Leptosia nina, 1308 nucleotides. The record is from the annotation of a GenBank genome assembly. NCBI's taxonomy places the organism in Eukaryota, Metazoa, Arthropoda, Insecta, Lepidoptera, Pieridae.
AUGGAGACCUGUGAAUCUAAAGGAAGUGAAUACAAUCCGUAUGAACACAGAAAAGUUCUGAAACCCAGUUCAGACGUGAGAGCCACUGCAAAUAUUAUUAAAGCGUCAUUAGGCUCCGGCCUCCUCGCUGGUCCUCUUGCGUUCAGCAAUGCAGGUUGGGGUAUUGGCAUUAUUGGCACAAUCCUGGUGGGCGUUAUUUGCGGGCAUUGUAUUCAUAUAUUAGUAAAAACGUCAAGAGGCUGUUGUAAAAUAGAAAAGAAACCCCAGCUAAACUACGCAGAAACAUGCGAAUCGACGUUCGCUAAUGGACCUAAAUGUCUACGUCGUUAUGCAAAAACUGCGAGUAUCGUUGCGGAACUGUCCUUAUUAUCUACUUACGUCGGCGUGUGCUGUAUUUACACCGUUCUUAUAUCUGAUUCCAUUAAACAGUUAGUUGAUAGAUACGUGCCAGGCGCCAUUUUGCCCGUGGAAUAUUACUGUCUUAUAAUUCUAGUGCCUCUAUGUCUUCUAUGUCAAGUUAAAUAUUUAAAAUGGCUUGCUAUUUUCUCGCUGCUUGCCAAUUUCUUUUUAGUUGCGACGUAUCUAAUAUGCUUAUAUUAUAUUUUCGGAGAUGAGAUAAAUUUCUCUGACAAAAAAGUUGUCGGAGACCCAGCUAGAUUUCCAGCGUUUAUAUCAACUGUUAUUUUUGCUAUGGAAGGGAUCGGACUAGUGAUGCCCGUAGAAAAUGCAAUGAAGAAGCCACAGCACUUCCUUGGUUGUCCCAGUGUGUUGGUCGUCGCAAUGACAGCUAUUGUCUUUUUCUACAGCACACUUGGCCUCUUCGGAUACUUUAGAUAUGGUGAUCUAGCUCGAGGAUCUAUAACGCUUAAUCUCCCGAUAGAUGACUGGCCCGCUAUCAUCGCUAAAGUCUUUAUCGCCUUAUCAAUUUUCUUCACCUACCCUCUGCAAUUUUACGUUGUCUUCGACAUAUUCAAGAGAUACAGUGAUCCACAUGUUAAAGAUAACUGGAAAACAUUACUUGAUAUUGGUGGCAGGAUUAUCGCCGUAUGUUUUUGUGUCGGAAUCGGCGUAGCAUUACCAUUAUUGGAGCAUAUAAUAAAUCUUGUUGGAGCCUGCUUCUAUUCUAUAUUAGGAUUGAUAAUCCCUGGAAUAGUGGAGACAGUAUUUCGAUGGAAUGAUCUGGGGAUAUUUAAAUGGGUGCUGCUGAAAAACACUUUCAUCGUAGUCUUCGGCCUUACAAGCUUGAUUUCUGGAUGUACAGUGACUAUUAUGGACAUUAUUGCCAUACUGAAUGGCCCAACACAGUAA